GAGUGCCGUGAAUGGAGCAGCUAUAAAGUUGAACCUGAAGAAAAUCCCUUCUACUACGGACUUUUAGUCGUUGGUUGUUUUGAAAUUUGUGCAUAUUUGUUUUAAAGAAGGCAUGUACGACCAAGAUGAAGAAGUUUAUGGUGAGGAGGAGACUGAUGACCUGACACCCGAUCAGUGGCAGGAGGCCUGCUGGAUUGUCAUCAGCUCUUACUUUGAUGAGAAGGGUCUCGUCCGUCAGCAGUUGGACUCCUUUGAUGAGUUCAUCCAGAUGUCGGUUCAGAGAAUCGUGGAGGACUCACCAGCUGUUGAUCUACAGGCCGAGGCUCAGCAUUUAACCACAGAACAAGAAGUGCCUACAAGAUACCUUCUGAAGUUUGAGCAGAUCUAUCUCUCCAAGCCAACUCAUUGGGAGAAGGAUGGCUCACCGAGUCCUAUGAUGCCAAAUGAAGCUCGUCUCAGAAAUCUCACGUAUUCUGCUCCAUUGUAUGUUGACAUCACAAAGACAGUACUCAAGGAUGGAGAGGAUCCACAAGAAACUAUCCAUCAGAAAACCUUCAUUGGGAAGAUUCCUAUCAUGCUUCGCUCAACGUACUGCCUCCUCAACGGACUCACAGAUCGUGAUCUAACAGAAUUGAAUGAGUGUCCCCUCGAUCCCGGAGGCUACUUCAUCAUCAACGGCUCUGAGAAGGUUCUCAUUGCCCAGGAGAAGAUGUCCACCAACUCAGUGUAUGUCUUUGCCAAGAAAGACUCCAAGUAUGCCUUCACUGCAGAGUGCAGAUCAUGCCUUGAGCAUUCCUCACGUCCUACCAGUACCCUCUGGGUUCAUAUGAUGGCCAAGGGAGGACAGGGUGCUAGGAAGAGUGCCAUUGGUCAGAGAAUGAUAUCAGUACUACCCUACAUCAGACAGGAAGUACCGAUCAUGGUGGUCUUCAGAGCUCUUGGAUUUGUGGCUGAUCGUGACAUCCUGGAACAUAUCAUCUAUGACUUUGAUGAUCCAGAAAUGAUGGAAAUGGUCAAACCUUCUUUGGACGAGGCAUUUGUCAUCCAGGAACAGAGUGUUGCUCUGAACUUCAUUGGAGCCCGUGGAGCACGACCCGGUGUCACCAAGGAAAGACGUAUCAAGUACGCUAGGGAGAUCCUGCAGAAAGAAAUGUUGCCUCACGUUGGUGUCAGCGACUUCUGUGAAACGAAGAAAGCAUACUUCCUUGGAUAUUGUGUACAUAGAUUACUUCUGGCUACGAUUGGUCGUCGGGAGGUAGAUGAUCGUGAUCACUAUGGUAACAAGCGAUUGGAUCUUGCGGGUCCACUCCUAGCUUUCCUCUUCAGAGGGCUCUUCAAGAAUCUUCUCAAAGAAGUCCGCAUGUAUGCUCAGAAAUUCAUUGACAAGGGCAAGGACUUCAACAUGGAGCUUGCCAUUAAGACUAGGAUCAUCACAGACGGUCUCAAGUAUUCCUUGGCCACCGGUAAUUGGGGCGACCAGAAGAAGGCCCAUCAGGCCAGGGCUGGUGUUUCACAGGUGUUGAAUAGAUUAACAUUCGUAUCCACUCUCUCUCAUCUGAGGCGUCUCAACUCUCCCGUUGGACGUGAUGGAAAGUUAGCCCGCCCUCGUCAGCUUCACAACACACAAUGGGGUAUGGUGUGCCCUGCAGAGACCCCAGAGGGUCAUGCUGUAGGUCUAGUAAAGAACCUUGCUUUAAUGGCCUACAUCUCUGUGGGAUCACAACCCAGUCCUAUCCUGGAAUUCUUAGAAGAGUGGAGCAUGGAAAACUUGGAAGAAAUAGCCCCCUCUGCCAUCAACGAAGCAACUAAGAUCUUUGUAAAUGGCUGCUGGGUUGGUAUCCAUAGAGACCCUGAACAGCUGAUGAAUACCCUGAAGAAACUUCGUAGACAGAUGGAUAUCAUCGUAUCAGAGGUAUCCAUGGUAAGAGACAUCAGGGAGAGAGAGAUCCGCAUCUUCACUGAUGCUGGCAGGAUUUGUCGCCCUCUCUUGAUCGUCGAGAACCAGAAGUUAUUGCUCAAGAAACGCCAUGUUAGCAUGCUGAAAGAGAGAGAAUACAACAAUUACAGUUGGCAGGAUCUAGUGGCUAGCGGUGUGGUGGAGUACAUCGACACCAUGGAGGAGGAGACUGUCAUGUUGGCGAUGACACCUGAUGAUCUUCAGGAGAAAGGCAUGGGGUACUGUUCAACCUACACCCAUUGUGAGAUUCAUCCAUCUAUGAUCUUAGGUGUCUGCGCUUCUAUCAUUCCAUUCCCUGAUCAUAAUCAGUCUCCCCGUAACACCUACCAGUCUGCUAUGGGUAAGCAAGCGAUGGGUGUCUACAUCACCAACUAUCACGUACGUAUGGAUACCCUGGCUCACGUGCUCUACUACCCCCAGAAGCCGCUCACCACCACCCGAUCCAUGGAGUACCUUCGCUUCAGGGAACUGCCUGCUGGGAUCAACUCGGUGGUUGCCAUUGCCUCCUAUACAGGAUACAACCAGGAAGAUUCUGUCAUCCUGAAUGCCAGCGCCAUCGAUAGAGGCUUCUUCAGAUCUGUUUUCUAUCGGUCUUACAAAGAUUCUGAAUCCAAGUCGGUUGACAAAGAUGAGCUGUUUGAGAAACCAUCUCGGGAAACAUGCCAAGGAAUGCGGAAUGCAGUUUAUGACAAGCUAGAAGAAGAUGGAAUCAUUCCUCCAGGUACCAGGGUGUCUGGUGAUGAUGUCAUCAUUGGCAAGACGUGCACAUUACCGGAGAAUGAAGAUGAGCUUGAAGGUACGAGUCGACGUUUCACCAAGCGAGAUUGCAGUACUUUCAUGAGAUCUAGUGAGACUGGCAUCAUUGAUCAGGUCAUGGUCAGCAUCAAUCAAGAUGGCUACAAGUUCUGUAAGAUCAAGGUAAGAUCUGUGAGAACACCUCAAAUCGGAGAUAAGUUUGCUAGUCGUCAUGGUCAGAAAGGAACAUGUGGAAUCAAGUAUAGAGUAGAGGAUAUGCCAUUCACCUGUGAGGGUAUCACUCCAGACAUCAUCAUCAAUCCCCACGCUAUCCCGUCCCGUAUGACCAUUGGUCAUUUAAUCGAGUGCCUACAGGGUAAGGUGUCAUCCAACAAGGGUGAGAUAGGAGAUGCCACGCCCUUCAACGACUCCGUCAACGUCCAGAAGAUCUCAAAUCUCCUCCACGAGUAUGGCUACCACCAAAGAGGAAAUGAGGUUCUCUUCUGUGGAUUCACUGGACGUAAGAUCAGCACACAGAUCUUCCUUGGUCCCACCUAUUACCAACGAUUGAAACAUAUGGUUGAUGACAAGAUACACUCCAGAGCAAGAGGACCUGUACAGAUCCUUAACAGACAGCCCAUGGAAGGAAGAUCACGUGAUGGCGGUCUUCGAUUCGGUGAGAUGGAACGUGAUUGCCAGAUCUCCCAUGGUGCCGCUCAGUUCCUGCGUGAACGUCUGUUUGAGGUUUCAGAUCCUUAUCGGGUUCACGUCUGUAAUUUCUGUGGUCUCAUGGCCAUUGCCAAUUUGAGGAACAACACCUUCGAGUGCAGAGGGUGCAAGAACAAAACACAGAUCUCUCAAGUCCGUUUGCCCUAUGCCUGCAAGCUUCUCUUCCAAGAGCUCAUGUCAAUGUGCAUCGCCCCUCGCAUGAUGGUCCUUCCUGCAUAAGCUCACUGGCCUAUAUUCUGAAUAAAGGUUUACCAUUGUUUACAUCCAGGAUCAAACACGAUUUACACCGCAUGUUUACUAUGAUUCACAUCAAAGUUUUACCACAGUUUACAGCCAGGCUUACCAUGCGUUACAUUCACAUUUUUUAUCCAGGAUUAAAUGUGGUUUUAUGUUUACAUCCUAGUUUUGCAAUGUGUUUACAUCUGAGUUGUACAACAAAUUUACAUCCAAAUACAGGUACAUGAUAACCUUUGAUAACGUACCAGUAGAUAGAACAGUCCAAGUUCAUUACUAAUGGCAUUCUAAAAAGCAAUCUGAGGCCUGUAUCACAAAGCUUAACAUUUUUCUACAAUUGAUUGCAUGGACUACAAUCGUGAAAAUCAAGCUUACGAUUAAUUGCUAACUUUUGUGUUUUGGGACCCUGAGGCCCAGUAUCAUAAAACGUUUUGUGAUAACAAAGCUGAUUGGCUGAUAAUAAAUUUGAUAUAGAAAUUGUGAAUUGGUUAUUAUAACAAGUCUUUAUGAAAUGGGAUCCUGAUCUAUGUGAUAGAAGUUUGUAAAAAAUAUGAUACAGUUAAGCAGGCUCUGUUGAUAACCUUUGGUUACAUACCAGUAGAUAGAACAGUCCAAAGGCAUUACUAAUGCCAUUCU
Molecule: messenger RNA, 4291 nt
Organism: Lytechinus variegatus (green sea urchin)
Lineage: Eukaryota; Metazoa; Echinodermata; Echinoidea; Temnopleuroida; Toxopneustidae
Product: DNA-directed RNA polymerase II subunit RPB2
Exons: 23
Coding region: 113-3640 (1175 amino acids)
Biological process (GO): DNA-templated transcription
Cellular component (GO): RNA polymerase II, core complex
Molecular function (GO): DNA-directed RNA polymerase activity; DNA binding; ribonucleoside binding
Source: RefSeq, a predicted model, not a curated record